ACUUUGGGCUGGCUAUUCUGUAAAUAUUUCCCUCAUUAUCCCUGCUACCAAUAUCGGAUUACAUUUCAUUUAGACAGCUCCAUUCCUUGCCUUUCUGAUCUGUUUUAAAAAAGUGGGGAAGAAUAAUCCAGUUUCAAGUAACUGGGAGACAAAAUAACCUCAAGUAUAUAUAUAUAUAUAAAAAUCUUUCCAAGAACUUUCUUCAGAGAUUUCACUGAAAUUAUGCAUAUACUGAAGAAAAAACAUGUAUUUUGGAUGGCUGUGUGUCUGCUGCUGAGUCUGGCCCCUGAGUGUCUUAAGGCUUUUUCUGAUGAAGAAGAAGAUUAUGAAGAAAUUUCAGAUUCUACCUUGCCACCUCGUAAACCUAAGCAUACAUUUUGUGGAUAUAAGGCAGAUAUUGGGCCAUGUAGAGCAUUGUUGAAGAGAUAUUUUUACAAUAUUUUCACUGGAAAGUGUGAAGAAUUUAUAUAUGGGGGCUGUUUAGGAAAUAAGAAUAGAUUUGAAACUCUAGAGGAAUGUAAAAGUACAUGUGUAAUAGACAAUAAGGAGAAGAUCAUGAGAGAAGGAAAGCCAUAUUACUGUUUCUUGGAAGAUGAUACUGGAAUCUGUCGAGGUUUCUAUUGGAGGUAUUUUUAUAACCACACGUCAAAACAAUGUGAACGAUUUGUGUAUGGUGGGUGCCUUGGCAACCAAAACAACUUUGAAUCCUUGGAAGCAUGCAAUAAUACCUGUGCAAAUCCCUCAAAUGAUACCCAGGUGAAUGCCUAUAAAUCCAAGCCUAAUACCAUAAAUAAAAGAACAUACGUGAUGGUCCCCAAACCGACAAAAGCUUCUAGACUGUGGGAAUAUCGUGGUCCUUCAUGGUGUCGCACACCAGCAGACAGUGGACUGUGUAAAGCCAGUGUAAACAGAUUCUACUACAAUGCAACUAUUGGGCGAUGCUUACCAUUUAAGUACACUGGAUGUGGUGGAAAUGAAAAUAAUUUUGUUUCUAAACAAUCCUGUUUUAAGGCAUGUAGGAAAGGUUUCAUCAAAAGAGUAUCCAAAAAAAGGCAAAUUAAAAAUAAUGUUAAAGUUGGCCAGGUAUGGCGGCGUACACCUUUAAUCCCAGCACUGGGGAAGCAGAGAUAGGCAGAUCACUGAGAGUUCAAGACCAGCUUGGUACUACAAAAUGAGUACCAGGUCAUCUUGAGCUAAAGUGAGACACUACCUCGAAAACAACAACAACAAAGUCAAAAGAAUGUCAUUAGUGCAAGAUUGUUAUAUUGUUACUUAAUUCUACUAGACAUUGUAUGACAUGUUAUCAUCAUGAUUUCUACUUUUGCUAAAAUACCUUGAAUCAAUACAUUCAAAAAAUAGUUUUCUAGAUUAUUGUGCAUGCUAUUAAUGUAUAUGAGUUAUUUUUCUAAUUUGACCAAUGCACUCCUUUGAGGGUCAUAAUUUAUUAAUUGACUACUGUGAAUUUAUUCUUUCUGCUGAUCCCUUUGGUAGCCAUUUUCCAUUUUACUAUGAAUUAUCAAACUACCAGCAAACCCAGUUUUCUCUCUUGUUCGGGAAGUAUCUGUUUGGGACAUGUUUCAUGUAUUUGUGGUGAUCAUGUCCAUUAUCACAGUCAUGUGGUCUGUUACCAGGUUAAGAUAUCCAUCUAUGAACAAUCAGGUGGGAAUUGGUGGGUAAUAAGAGCACUUUGUCACAUAGACAUGAGUGUCGGUGAAGGUCUAAUUGACCCAAAAUUCCAUUCCCUGGCAUGUACCCAAACAGGUGGGUGCAGUUACACAUGUCUGUCAGCCCAGUCCUGUGAAUGGGGAACAGGGGAGGGACAGAAGAAUCUCUGAGGCUCACUGGUCAGUCAGUAUGGUUGAAAAUAACAGCACUGUGUUCAGUGAGAGUCUGUGUCUCAAGAGAGCACACUGAUGAGUCACAGUGAAGGAUCCAGUACUCUCUCCUGGUCUCCACACAUGUGAGCAUGGGGCAUGCAUAUCUUCACAAACACACACACAUGCGCUCACACACACACUCAUAUGCACAUUCACAUAUCAUUCACAAACCCAGAAGAAUAAUCAGCAUUUGGGUUUCACAUCUAAAAUGGUGGCAAGACCAUGCUCCUGAUAAAUAUUGCUCAGCUGAGCCUUUAGAAAAGAACUGAUCACGAUAAAAUUCCACCAUGUGCUUCUCUUCCUAGCUGUGCUUUCUUUUUGAACUAGCCACUUUCUCCACCAAUACUGAACGAAACUGUAUUUGAACAAGGAACAUGCACCUACCUCUAUAUCUUAGGCCUCCCUGAUUUUGAUUAGUUUGGCUUUUGUGACUGGUCCAUCAUACACAAUAGGACAGUUAAAUAAUUGUGCAUUAAGUACAGUUUAUGAUACUUUGAAACUUUUUAAAAAACUUAUGGAAAAAUUAUUACUAUCAAAAUGAAUUUCAUUCUAAUUUGUAUGUACAUCUAAUUUAUUGCAUGGUAAUUUUUGUUAUUCUGCAUAACAAGAAUAUUGAAAUCGCCUGAAACCUACAUUUAUCAGGAGACAUUGUGCAAUGAAACUAGUAUUUACACAAUCAUGGUUACAUUGUCUUCUUUUACUUGCCAUUAGCAAAAGUCUUUAACUGUGAAUUCUAUAAACUUAUGUUAUAUACUGUAUAUGUGCAUUUACCUACUGUUUUAUUCUUGGAA
Molecule: messenger RNA, 2668 nt
Organism: Jaculus jaculus (lesser Egyptian jerboa)
Lineage: Eukaryota; Metazoa; Chordata; Mammalia; Rodentia; Dipodidae
Gene: Tfpi
Product: tissue factor pathway inhibitor
Exons: 8
Coding region: 223-1131 (302 amino acids)
Biological process (GO): negative regulation of peptidase activity
Cellular component (GO): extracellular region
Molecular function (GO): serine-type endopeptidase inhibitor activity
Source: RefSeq, a predicted model, not a curated record